UCCCGGGCAGCGCUGCUGUUCAAACCCUGGCUUUGUGUUGGUGGAGCAUCUCUGCUCUGAUCGCGUGAAGACAGGUCUGACGGGGACGUAAACAUUAAGAGGGGGGUGACGUCAGCAGCAGCAGCUCCAGUCAGUAAAAAGACUUCACCUCCUCCACCUCCUCCUCCAUCUGCGCUGCUGCCUGCUCCCCUGAGGCAGAGUUAAAGUCCUGCCGCCGCUCCGCUGGGACUAAAACACCAUGGGGGGACUAGAUGCGCUCCGUCAGUUCACGUUGAUCAAAUGGCUGAGAGAGGAGCGACAGUCCAGGAAACUGAUUCUCUUCAUUGUUUUCGUCGCUUUGCUCCUGGACAACAUGUUGCUGACGGUGGUCGUUCCCAUCAUUCCCAGCUACCUGUACAACCUGGAUGAGUCUGCGGAUGUGGAGAUAAGGAACGGCAGCCUAUCGCCACAGGCUCCCUCCGGCUCUUUCCACGCUAUUGUGUCUUUGUAUGACAACAGCGUCAGGUUAUCGGGCUCCAACUCCACCAUCGGCACGGCUGACCUGGCCCGCCCCACCCCGGCCCACGCACCGCUUCCACGCAACUCCUCCGACUGCCCUCAGUCCACCAGCAGGCUGCUCAACGAAAAUGUCAAAGUUGGGAUGUUGUUUGCUUCCAAGGCCACUGUGCAGCUGCUCACCAACCCCUUCAUAGGGCCGCUGACCAACAGAAUUGGAUACCAACUUCCUAUAUUUGCUGGCUUCUGUAUCAUGUUUCUGUCUACCAUCAUGUUCGCCUUUUCAUCCAGUUACACUUUGCUGUUUCUGGCCAGAUCGCUUCAAGGUGUUGGCUCCUCCUGUUCGUCAGUGGCUGGACUGAUCGGACGUGCUAACUGCAGUGAUUCUCAGUCAUUGUUGUCUCCCACAGUCGGGCCCCCGUUCGGCAGUGUGAUGUACGACUUUGUUGGGAAAACAGCUCCUUUCCUCAUUCUGGCAUUCCUGGCGCUCUUUGAUGGGGCUCUGCAGCUCUUUGUUCUUCAGCCUACCAAGGUGGAACCUGAGAGUCAGAAGGGAACGCCACUGUUCACGCUGAUGAAGGAUCCGUACAUCCUGAUCGCUGCCGGUGCCAUUUGUUUUGGAAACAUGGCAAUUGCCAUGAUGGAACCAACCCUGCCAAUCUGGAUGAUGGAGACCAUGUGUACCAGGAAGUGGCAACUAGGCAUCGCUUUCUUACCAGCCUCCAUCUCCUACCUUAUUGGAACCAACAUCUUUGGCUCGUUGGCACACAAGAUGGGAAGAUGGCUUUGUGCUCUCAUUGGAAUGGUGGUGGUCGGCUUCAGUGUUAUUUGCGUUCCUUUUGCCAGAGACAUCUACGGUCUUAUUCUUCCAAACUUUGGUGUUGGUUUUGCUAUUGGCAUGGUGGAUUCCUCCAUGAUGCCUAUAAUGGGUUACUUGGUGGACCUGAGGCAUGUGUCCGUGUAUGGAAGUGUGUAUGCCAUUGCUGAUGUAGCUUUCUGCAUGGGAUUUGCUUUGGGUCCGUCCAUUGGAGGAUCCAUAGCUGAGAGCAUCGGCUUUCCUUGGCUGAUGACCAUCAUCGGAGUAGUGGACAUUUUCUUCGCUCCUCUCUGUUUCUUCCUUAAGAAUCCGCCUGGACAAGAAGAGAAAAUUGCGAUCUUGAUGGACACAAAUUGUUCAAUGAAGACAAGGUCCUACACUACGCAGGGGACGUACUACCAGGGCGACGACAUGGACCCAGAAUAUGACGAUUAUGAUUAACAAGACGACAGCCGAGCAGCUGAACCCCCUCAGAUUCUAUAUUUUGUUGUACAAAAAAAUUUAAAAAAAAAAAGAAAAGAAAAGAAACCCGGGGAAUAAAAUGAAGCAUCACAGCCAAGAUAAUUCCACGUCAAUGUUCCUGCAUUUGGUCGUCACUGUUCAGUGUUCUCUUCACAGUCGUAUCGGAGGAAGCCAAAGUUGUUCUUAAAAUGUGCAUUUUGUGACAAGUGGUUUUAGCCGACAGCCUUAUUCAGAUGUGUCAAAAAGCACUUUGCAGACAGGAAGGGCAGCGAGGACAGUCUCUCUGACGGUUUAUUUCGAAUCCAGAACUUGUUCAUAUUUAAUGUUUUUUGCCCUUUGAGUUCAUGUGUGUCAACAUUACUGUCUAGAAAAUAUUAGCGGAACUUGAUGUCCGGGUUGUGAUAACUGCUAAGUGUGUGAUAUGUCAACAAGGGUAAGGGAAAUUUGUUACAUUUGUUUCAAAUUGAUGCAAAUAAAUGUUAUGGAUGAGCUGCAAGGGGACAACAGUAGUGCCAAAAGUAAUUCAUUAUUUAAACCAAGAAUAUUGGUUUUCGUUUGGCCAUGUGUUCAGCUUUGAUUCCACAGAAUUUGACUAACCCAUGGAAAAAAAGAAAGAUACAAAAUUAAUUAAAAAAAAAAAGCAGCAAGUACAAACAUAAUAACGUAAUGAAGAAUCUGUAACAUUUUCAGUCCAGGAUCUAUAUGGUUCUAAUGUAGGGUCCCUUUUGUUUUUGUUUCUGCUUUUGUAUGUUGAAUUUUGGCAACACAGGUUAACAGUUAACAAAAGUAGCUGCUGUCCUGUUUUUUUUUUUUUUUUUUUUAAAAAAACAUAUCAAAUAGGAGU
Messenger RNA from Poecilia latipinna (sailfin molly), 2618 nucleotides. It is a transcript of the gene slc18a2, whose product is annotated as solute carrier family 18 member 2. Gene Ontology annotation, biological process: transmembrane transport; aminergic neurotransmitter loading into synaptic vesicle. Lineage: Eukaryota; Metazoa; Chordata; Actinopteri; Cyprinodontiformes; Poeciliidae. The record is from RefSeq and is a predicted model, not a curated record. The transcript has 15 exons. Gene Ontology annotation, cellular component: synaptic vesicle membrane; terminal bouton. The coding region runs from base 239 to 1753 and encodes 504 amino acids. Gene Ontology annotation, molecular function: serotonin:sodium:chloride symporter activity.